Molecule: messenger RNA, 1624 nt
Organism: Austrofundulus limnaeus
Lineage: Eukaryota; Metazoa; Chordata; Actinopteri; Cyprinodontiformes; Rivulidae
Source: RefSeq, a predicted model, not a curated record
CGCACCUUCGCCUCCACCACCGCAGCUCCACCGCCGCAGCGUCAAACCUUCGCUCAGGCCGCGGCACGCUUGCCCCCCACCUUUAGGAUCCCAAAACUGCCAAAGGUCCAGGGAGCCCCACAAGCGCCGCAAAAACCCUUUAAAGUCCUGUGGCAGCGGAAGCCCGAGGGCCCCCGCCCCGACCUACCGCCACCACCCACCUCCACUCAGGUGGUCAGGAGGAAACGGCUGGCCUGACCUCCAUGGAUGGAGGGAACGAGCUGGAAUCUCUUCCCUCCACAGUUCUGUUCAGCAAAGUUCCGUGCGUGUCCGAGAGGAUGUUCGAGCCUGCUCAGCGCGCCACGAAGUUCACAGGAYGCRAUGUUCACGAGGAACCCCGCAGCGGCCCUCAGCAGCGUCACACAAGCACAUUUAUCUUUUGUCAAAAAGAAAUAAAUGUUUACAAACUGUCGCAUCCAGGCUUCAAGCCGAGGGCACAGUUAAAAAUAAAAAUGUUGAAAAACAUAAACAUGAGCCAAUUCGGGGAUUUAGUCCCUCCUUUUUCAGAAGGAGAAAGACUCUUCCCCGAAUCGGACAGAACUGUGAAAAACCUAAGUCCACGCGCAUGCGCACUGCAGGUCGAAACCUUUUCCAAUCCAAAGCCGCUAGAGGGCAGUCUCCGCCCGUGUUUAACAAACUGGUUGGCCAGCCGCCUGACGGUGCAGCUGGAAAAGUGGACAGAAUGUACAAACUCAGAGUGGGUUUUGAAAUUAAUAAAAAGGGGUUACAGGCUACAGUUUGCAGCCCCCCCCCACUGAGUUACAACGGAGUGAUUCAGUCACAAGCAGAGGGAGAAGCUGCUCUUUUUCUACAAGAAAAGAUUUCUUCGCUGUUAGAAAAAAGAGCAAUCAGCUUAGUUCCUCCCGAGMGCAGCYGGGAGGGAUUUUACGCACGUUAUUUCCUCGUGCCGAAGAGAGGUGGCUGCGGAAUGCGGGCUAUUCUAGACCUCYGGGCUCUGAACMAGCAUCUGAGAAAAUACAGAUUCAAGAUGCUGACUCACGCCUCCCUGCUGCGCUUCCUGCGUCACGGCGAUUGGUUUACAUCAAUCGACCUCAAGGACGCGUAUUUUCAUAUAUCCAUAUAUCCGCCAAACAGGAAAUAUCUCAGGUUUGCAUUUGAGGGAAAAUGUUACRAWUACCUCRUACUCCCGUUUGGACUCUCACUGAGCCYGAGAGUGUUUGUGAAAUGCACAGAGGCGGCGGUGGGUCCGCUCAGAAGGCAGGGCAUCCGAGUGGCCAUGUAURUAGAYGAUUGGCUGGUCGCAGCACCCUCCCAGCAGGAGGCUGUGAAUCACACAGCUGCAUUAACACAGCACAUGAUGGAGCUGGGCUUCAAAAUAAAUAUGGAAAAGARUKUUCUGCGUCCUUCUCAGAACWUCUCUUUCAUAGGUCUCUCCCUGGACUCAGUCCAGGCCAGAGUGAGGCUGACAGAAGACAGAGUAAAAACUGUGAUGGACUGCCUGUCCAUGUUUCACAGAGGAAACAGAGUUACACUCAGACUCUGUCGCAGACUCUUGGGGCUAAUAGCUUCAGCGCUGGUGGUGGUCCCACUAGGUCGUCUCCACAUGAGAGGGAUACAGCGCUGG